AUGGCUUACUCCGAAAAGAUCUCCCAGGCAAUUGCCGAGGGAGCAAAGCUCUAUGCUAUCAAGCAAUUUGAUGAAGCGGCUACCAAGUACGCUGAUGCUUGCGCUGCUUAUAACGAGGAGCACGAUGAGGAUGAUGCUGACUUGCUUCUUUUGUAUGGCAAGGCUCUUUUCCAAAGUGCCGUGACCAGAUCUGGAAUGCUUGGUGGUAUCGGGGAAAACGAUGAAGAAGAAAAUGCAGAUGAAGAAAAGGAGGAAAAUGAAGAGGGAAAUUUUCAUUUUGAGGAUGGUAUUGCCCAGGAAGUUGAUGACGAUGAGAACGCGCAGAAAGAAGAAGACGAAGAAGAAGAGGAAGCUGCCGAUCAAGACGAGGAUAAAGAAAAUCAAGAUAAUGAGGAGCAGCAAGAAGCUGGUCCUGAGCAAUCUGACUUUGAAGUUGCGUGGGAAAUUUUAGAAUUGACAAGAUCGCUUCUAGACAAGAGGCUAGAAGGCCAGUCAGCUGAAGGGGUUGAGAAGCCAUACUUGAAAAACGCGGAUGAAAUACCCUCUUCAGAGUAUGUCAGCAACAUCAAGAAACUAUCUGAAGUGUAUGAUCUUUUGGGAGAAGUCUCCCUCGAGGCUGAGAAUUUCGCUCAGGCUGCAACUGACUUGCACAGGUGCCUUGAAUUGCGUCAACAACUAUACCCCAAGGACAGUGGCUUGGUUUCUGAAUGUCACUACAAGCUCUCAUUGGCACUUGAGUUCAGUCUUACCGACAACCUGAGAGAGGAAGCUACAGAGCAAAUGAAACUCGCUAUCGAAAGUGUGAAGUUGAGAAACUCAAAAGAGUCUGAUGAGGAAAAGAAGAAGGACAAUGACAACUUGUUGCGUGACAUGGACGAACGAUACAAAGAGCUUAAAAAAAGUCCCAAACCUGAUCUCAAGGCCGAGCAGAUGGAUAUCAUCAAAGGCAUUAUGGGAGAAGCUGUCUCGUCUACGCAGGGCAGUAGUAGUAGCAAAGCAGUGCAAGAUCUCUCGAACAUGGUAAAAAGAAAACCUGUUGUGAACGACUUGUCUUCUAUGGUAAAGAAAAGAAAAGCUCCUUCAGAUUCGGCCGAUCUGAAAAAACCUAAGAAGGAAUAG
Molecule: messenger RNA, 1119 nt
Organism: Candidozyma auris
Lineage: Eukaryota; Fungi; Ascomycota; Pichiomycetes; Serinales; Metschnikowiaceae
Exons: 1
Coding region: 1-1119 (372 amino acids)
Biological process (GO): CENP-A containing chromatin assembly; DNA replication-dependent chromatin assembly
Cellular component (GO): nucleoplasm
Molecular function (GO): histone binding
Source: RefSeq, a predicted model, not a curated record